Nematolebias whitei (Rio pearlfish) is the source of this 2069-nucleotide messenger RNA. It is a transcript of the gene srfb, whose product is annotated as serum response factor b. Gene Ontology annotation, biological process: positive regulation of transcription by RNA polymerase II. The coding region runs from base 1 to 1596 and encodes 531 amino acids. Gene Ontology annotation, molecular function: RNA polymerase II cis-regulatory region sequence-specific DNA binding; DNA-binding transcription factor activity, RNA polymerase II-specific; protein dimerization activity. The transcript is spliced from 7 exons. Lineage: Eukaryota; Metazoa; Chordata; Actinopteri; Cyprinodontiformes; Rivulidae. The record is from RefSeq and is a predicted model, not a curated record.
AUGUUACCCAGCCAGGUUGGAUCUGGGUCAGCAUCAGGUAGGGCCACUGCGGGACACGGUGCGGAGGUUGUCAGCGGCGGGAUCCGUCCCGUGUUGAUCCGAGCGGGGCAGCCGUUACCGGGGGAGAGCGGAGGAGCCGCCGGGAUGCUGGGGGCGAACGGACCGGGGGGCUCGAGAGGCGUGAGACCGGGAAACGGGGCCGGGGUGAACCCGCUACACGCCGCCGUCCAGGGCAGCAUGAUGGUGGGGUUGAACGCCGGCGUGGUGCUGCCGCACGGGGCCCGGUUCGACCCGGAGCGGGACUGCGUUCCGCUGUGCAGCGGCUCGGACAACGACUCGGACUCCGGGGACGACGACGACCCGGUGGGUUCGGUCGGGGACAGCCGGAGAGGGGUGAAGCGGGAGCGGGGGGACAUGGAGGCUGCCGCGGCGGGGCAGGAGGCGGGGGUCGCCCCGGGAGGGUACGGCCUGGUGCCCGGAGGAGUCGCCGGGGCGAAGCCGGGGAAGAAGACGCGUGGGCGGGUAAAAAUAAAGAUGGAGUUCAUCGACAACAAGUUGAGACGGUACACCACGUUCAGCAAGAGGAAGACGGGCAUCAUGAAGAAGGCCUAUGAGCUCUCCACGCUGACGGGAACCCAGGUUCUGCUGCUCGUCGCCAGUGAAACGGGUCACGUCUACACCUUCGCCACCCGGAAACUCCAGCCCAUGAUCACGAGCGAAACGGGCAAAGCUCUGAUCCAAACGUGCCUGAACUCGCCCGACUCCCCGCCGCGCACCGACCCCUCCAUGGACCAGCGCAUGAGUGCCACGGGCUUCGAGGAGACGGAUCUCACCUACCAGGUGUCCGAGUCCGAGAGCAUGGGCGACACGAAGGACACCCUGAAGCCGACGUUCACCGUGGCCAGUUUACCAGGCACCACGAGCAGCGCCCCGUCCACGGCGCCCACCACAUCUACUACCAUGCAGGUGAGCAGCGGACCAUCGUUUCCCAUCACCAACUACCUGGCCCCCGUCUCAGCCAACAGCAACGUAAGCGCAAAUGGAACCGUCCUCAAGACCGCCGGCGCCUCCACUGGAGUCAUGCAGCUGCCCGGCGGCUUCACAUUCAUGCCGGGAGCAGGAGUUCCCCAGCAGCUUCAGGCUAUCCAGGUCCAUCCGAACACGCAGUCCGCCUCCAACAGUGACAGCAGCCCGGAGAUCUCCCACACCUCCACCAACUCCACCGCCACCGUGAGUCUCCCAGCAACCAUCGUCACGUCGUCGGUGCCGACGUCGGUGGCGGGUCACAUGAUGUACCCCAGCCCUCACACGGUGAUGUACGCCUCCACGCCGGCGCUGACCGACGGGGGGCUGGCUGUGCUCAACGCCUUCUCCCAGGGAACGUCGGCCAUGCAGGUGUCGCACGCGCACAGCCAGGACGCAGGUGGUGUUCCUCAGGUGUUCCUCACAGCCCCCCCAGGAACGGUGCAGAUCCCCGUCUCGGCGGUGCAGCUACACCCAAUGGUGAUUGGCCAGCAGUCGAGCGGCAGCAGCAGUAACCUGACGGAGCUCCAGGUGGUCAACCUGGACGCCACCCAGAGCUCGAAGAGCGACUGACGGACGGCGGCGGGAGCUGUUGACCACGGCAGACCCAGGGACACACACACACACACACACACAAAUCUAUUUAUUGUGAUGCCUUCCUACAAGAAUAAACCAUCACCUUUCUGAAUGUGAUUUUUUUUACACAUAUAUUCAAUCAAGGGCCUGUUGUGGCAGAACAUGAAGUUUUUGGUAGAUGUAGAUCUGUCACCAUCAUUGGAGCCUGUUUAACGGUGUUAUUUUUGCGUGAGCGUGUAUUUUUCUAAUUUUUAGUAUAUAAUUACACAAACACUGCGAGGUGCCGCAGCUUCACACCAGCCAAAGAGACAUUUGUUUGUCUGAAUGUUCCAGUGUGAGCAAAACGUGCACGAGCACGUGUCUGUGCGUGCACAUAUCUAUUAUUUUUUUAUUUUUGUAAACGAGCAGGGAGAAGCUUCAACGGAAAACACAAAAGACAUUUUGACAAUUGUAAAUAUUUUUUUUGAAAA